UCGUUAAAGGCUAAUGUGGUUGUGUGAAUGGGUAUUUGACUUUUUUGAAAUAAUUUCAAAAAUUUCCUUACACAUUUUUAAAAUAAAAACAUCAACGCUUAGUUAUAAAUUUUUGAAAAUUGAACCAUGAAUUGGAUUGAAAAGUGAAAUAAAGCUAUGGAUGAUCGAAGAGUCGCUGAUUAUUUUGUGAUUGCUGGUCUACCUGAAGAUCCUUUGUUACUUGAUGAAUUGUCUGAUGGAGGUCACUUAAAGUCAACGCACGAUCGUGCUCCAAUCACUGAUAUUGGAGUUAUAUUUCCUGCACUUGGUGAAAUAUUACCAGACGGUUAUGAAUUAAUCAGUUAUACGCCAACGGGCUUACCUGCUGAUUUAAAUCAUGGAAGUUUGCGGAGUUAUGAGUGUUAUGUAUGUUUUAGACGAGGUCGUGAUAAACCUCCGUUGGUUGAUAUUGGUGUUAUGUAUGAUGGGAAAGAACGGUUAAUGGCUGAUGCUGAAAUUGUUGCUGAGAGUGUUGGAGGUCGUGUAGCAAAUGUAAAUAAUUCAACAGCAUGUACAUUCAUCACAUAUCGUCGUGCACAUACGACUGCAGCAUGUAACGCAUUAGUUGUCACUGAUAUUUGUGUCAUCAUUACAAAUAAAGGGGAAAUGCCUCCACAUGCGUUUUGUUGUAUUGAUAAAAAUUUGAAUAAGGGUAUGGUUGGAAGUGAUGUGUUUCUGUGUUAUAAAAAGUCCAUGAAUCGUGCUAAACUUAUCAGUUACCAGCCUUCUGUAUUAUUCAGGUAUCCACAAACAGAUGUAUCUGAUUUUCCAUUUCCUAAUUCUGUGCCGUUAUUUUGUUUACCAAUGGGUGCCACAUUAGAGAUGUGGCCAAAAGAAGCAUCACAUCCACGACCUAUUUUUAGUACAUUUGUUUUAACUGUUUCGGAUGCAACACAUAAAGUGUAUGGAUCGGCUGUGACAUUUUAUGAAGAUUAUACGUCAGAUCGUUUAACACCAGCGCAAGCUAAGCAAUUAGAUUAUAAUGCGAAUAAAUAUACACUUCAUGUGAAUAAAAGUAUUUGUAUAUUAUCGCAUUGGCCCUUCUCUGAUACAUUUGAAAAAUGGUUGUUAUUUCUUUAUGAUAUUGUGGCAAGUGGUGUAGAAACACCAAUAUCAAUUGAACGUUAUGUAACUCAAUUGUUAGAGGAAGUUCAAUUUCCAGGACCCCGUAUAUUAAUACAAUUAAGUGCACAUCGUCCAGAAAGAUUAAUAUUAUCCCAGCCAGAAGAGCUACCAUUACCACGUAGUGCGGCUGGCUUUCGCCAAUUGUUGAUGAAUCUUGGAGCUGAAAAUUGUUUAAAAGUAUUGUUGUUAGCGUUAACUGAACAAAAAAUAUUAAUACAUUCAUUACGACCGGAUACAUUAACUGCUGUUGCUGAAGCUGUUUCAAGUUUAUUGUUUCCGUUUAAAUGGCAAUGUCCAUACAUUCCACUCUGUCCAUUAGGUUUAGCUGAAGUUUUGCAUGCACCAUUGCCGUAUUUAAUAGGUGUAGAUUCUAGAUUUUUUGAUUUGUUUGACCCACCGACGGAUGUUAAUUGUGUUGAUUUAGACACAAAUAUAAUUACGUUAUGCGAAUCCCAACGACAUCUAAGUACGAAAAUCUUACCAAAACGUCCAGCCCGCAUUUUAAAAACUCAAUUAGAAAUAUUAAAUGCAAAAUUGCGAAAUAAUCCAUCACAUUGCCAGCGUACACUUCAGUUAGAUGAUGAUAGUCUUGAAGGAGAAUUUUUGCGACGUCGUAAAGAGCAAAUACUCGAGUUAGAUAUACAAGAAGCAUUUUUAAAAUUUAUGGCAAGCACUUUACGUGGUUAUAAACAAUUUUUAUUACCAAUUACAUCUGCACCCACAGUUGGUACAACGGAUCCACAAGCGUUGUUUCAACUAGGACCAUUUCUGCGUUCACGUGAUAAGGCAAAUCAUAAAUUUUUUACGUUGUUAAUGCGAACACAAAUGUUUAUAAGAUUUAUUGAAGAACGUAGUUUUGUUGUUGAUGGAGAUCAAAGUUUAAUAUUUUUUGAUGAAUGUAUUGAACGAUUGGUAUCAGAUGAUGCUGAUGUUCGAUUAUUAGAAGUAGAUACUGGACAUGGGAGUGAGCGAACUGUAUUUUUAUUACCACCAGAGCCUAAUUGUCAAGGACAUAAUAUUGUAUACGUUUAUAAAGAUUUUACUUUGGAUCCUUCUUUAAUGGGUGUGCGUAAACCGAAUUUAUUAUUUUCGCAAAAUAAUUUUGCAACACCUGGUUCUCCAAUGGCUCGACGAACGAAACAUGAAAUUAAAUCUGCUCAAAAAUAUGCUAGGAAAUGUAUAAAUUCGCCAGAGCUGUGGGCGCGAUGUCUUUUAGGUACCUGUUAUUCAAUAUAUUUUAUGGUUUUACCAAGUAUUUUAAUGGUUUGGCAAGGUCGAGAACGUGCUUUGUUACGUUUAUCAUAUGAUUUAUUAGGUAAAGCAUGUCGUUUAAAAUUAACCUGUGAUGAAGUUAGCUAUCGUUUAAUGAUGCAAUUAUGUGGUGAACAAUCAAUGCCAUUAUUGGCAGUUAAAUUACUUUUAUUAAUGAAACAAUCUGGUGUACAACCAAAUGCUUUGACAUACGGUUUGUAUAAUCGUUGUGUUUUGGAAGCUGAAUGGCCUGCUCACGCCACAACUAGCGUUCUUUUAUGGAAUAAAUUAAGGCAUGUGGUGUUGGGAGCUGCACAUUUUAGAAGGGCCGGGCGACGUCAUGCUGCUAGAAAAUUAUCGGCAUCUACAGAAGGAGGUUGUAGUUUAUUGGAUCAAACAGAUCGUGCCUCACGAUCAUCGCUUGAUUCUCACGAUGCACCCACCCAAAUUGACACAUCAACAUUUGAUCGAUUUCGUUCACGAAUUGGUAGUAUUAUUAAAAUUCAAGAUGGCAAUCAAGAUAGUCCGGAAGCGAAUGAAGUAUUAUCAAGUGCUGGUUUAUUAAUAUCGGGUAAUUCACCACGCACGGAGAGUGCUUCAGAUACAAUCAAUGAACAAUCUGAAGUGGAUACACCAACUCGACUAUCACCAAGUGAUAACUCUACAGACAGUAUUCGUUUACUUGCUCGAUCGGAUAGUUUUGCAAAUGAUGCUCGAAUAUUAGAUACAUUACAAAAUGGCAGUACGAAGAAAAAAGAUUGUGCCAGGUUACUUAAUUUUAGUGAAGAGUCGCUUGAUGACCAUGAUGAUACUGAAAAUGCAGUUACUUCACCUACAAGAGUUUCACCUCGUACACCGGUAACAGAAAACGAUCCACUAGGUGCAUUAGAAGCCGAACAAUUUGACGAUGAAGAAAACACAUCACCAACUAAGGAUGCAGCAACAAUCGAAAAAACCGCCUCAUCUGUCUUAUUAACAGAUACACCGAUUCUAUUUAGAAAUCCGGUACAUCGAUCUGCUACAUUUGAAGGAAGUCCACCCACAGGACAAACCAAUCGUAGUAGCAGCGGUGGUGGGGGUUUACAUAGAUCAGAAACGGUGCCAGCUGCAAUUGUAACAUCAGGUUUAGCUAGUUUAAAAUUGAAUUUCAGUCGAUAUUCACCAUCAAGGUUGUCGCUUCGGAAAGCUGACCUCAAAGUUCCACAACAGUUCAUUGAAAAUUACAUCACAAAUAUUAGCCCAAGUUUAACAACGAAAAAAUCAAAUGAGAUUAUCCAAGGUGGUUUUAGUAGUAUUAAAUCAGUUGCAACAAAUAUGGUAAAAAAAUUAGACGGUAUUAAAGAAGCAAUAUCAGCAACGACAACCCCAGUUAAAUUAAGUGGUUUAUCUUCGACGUCGGGUAGUCGUAAUAGUACAUUAGAACGGUUAGGUGUAUCUGGCCGUGGUGGUGAUGGUUCCGAUAUAAUGCCACAGUUUGGUGAGGGUGAAUCAACUGAUGGAAGUGAAGGCGGUGAUCAUCGUAUGCGUAGAAUAUCAGCAGAGUUUCCAGGCUAUAGAGAUAGUACAACGAAUUUAAAAGAUGUUGAUGAAUAUCCUCCUACAUUUCAUGAAAAUUUAUAUCCGACAACUAAUGAAACUGCUGAUGACCAUAUGCAGCAUGAUUUAGAUAUAAUUCUAACAUCAUGUUCACAAUGCCAUAAUUGUUCAGCAUUAUUAUACGACGAAGAAAUUAUGUUCAAAUGGUUUGCCGAAGAUUCCAAUUUAAAUACAACAUGCCAAUGUUGUAACCGUCCAACCGUACCACUAUUAACAGUAACUGUUGGUACAAACGAUCCAUUUAGUGUGCCCUAUUUAAAUCCAUUAGUUUUACGUAAGGAAUUAGAGAAUAUAUUACAACGUGAGGGUGAUUUAACAUUAGCUGAUGCCAAGUUUGUUGAUGAUCAUCCAAUAAUUUAUUGGAAUUUAGUAUGGACAUUUGAACGUAUCAAUGUUCAAAGUCAUUUACCAAGUUUAUGCCUUAGAAGUAAAAUUAAUAAGAAUGUAGCAAAUAAUAAUGAAACGUCUAGUACGAAAGAUGAGACAACAGCAAAUAGUUUGAAUUCAACAUCAGAAAAUAAUAAUGAAAAUGAUUUAGAGAAAAACGAUGAGACCAAUGGUAAAGAGGUAUCAAGAACACUUGUUGAAGAUGGUGCUGAUCCACUUUCGCAAGAAGUUAAUGGUCGAGGUUGUGGUUCGGUUGGCAUUCAAUGUUUGUGGGAUGAUCCACGAUUACAUGGAGAAGGUUGUCCGCCAAUGUAUUUAUUAUGGGAUAGACGCGAUACACCAAGUAGUCCACUUAUAAGUGCUCUAUUAACUGAUCAAAUUGCAAUAAGUAAACCAUUUAUGCAGAAAAUAAUUGCUUCAUUGCGAUGUAAUGAUUUGUUAGAACCAGUUAAACGUUUAGCUACCGAACGUCAAAAGUUACAAGCAACACGUGGUAUUGAUCGUACCCAUUCAAUAUAUCGUGAUAUAAUAUUUUUAGCUUGUAAAGCACUCGGUAGAAAUAAUGUUGAUUUAGUAAUGUUUGAUCGUGAAUAUUCACAAGCAUAUGAACGCUUACCGGAUAAGAAUUCAAAGUUGUAUCGACUACAAGAUAGACCGUUAUCUGUUGGAGCUAUUUGUUGUCGACAUUAUUUUAAACCAUUGACAUUGCAAUAAUGUUGUAUUUUUGUAUUAUAUUUU
This is a messenger RNA of Chrysoperla carnea, 5136 nucleotides long. RefSeq names its product DENN domain-containing protein Crag (gene Crag). The record is from RefSeq and is a predicted model, not a curated record. The transcript has 20 exons. Gene Ontology annotation, molecular function: protein binding. Gene Ontology annotation, biological process: regulation of Rab protein signal transduction. Gene Ontology annotation, cellular component: cytoplasmic vesicle. Bases 157 to 5112 code for a protein of 1651 amino acids. NCBI's taxonomy places the organism in Eukaryota, Metazoa, Arthropoda, Insecta, Neuroptera, Chrysopidae.